Cooperia oncophora is the source of this 573-nucleotide messenger RNA. The record is from the annotation of a GenBank genome assembly. NCBI's taxonomy places the organism in Eukaryota, Metazoa, Nematoda, Chromadorea, Rhabditida, Trichostrongylidae.
AUGGUGAUCUGGGCUAUCUGGAUCGCUGUGAUUGGAAAUUUUCUCGUUUCCCAAUUCACUAUCUCCUAUUCGCCGCUGUAUCUGUCGUAUGUUCUCGGAUAUCCCACGACUAUCGCUGGAGUUCUCACAAUUGCUCCACUGGGCGCUCAGUUGGUUAUAAAACUGUUUACUGGUCUCGCCUCAGACCGCCUCACGUGCCUGCCAGAGGUGGGCAAGCUGCGCCUCUUCAAUUCCAUUGCACUUCUUGGCUCCGGGCUUUUCUUUAUUCUGUUGGCAGUGGUUUCACCAGCUGGCGGGGCUAUUGAUGUGGUUCUUAUCAUAAUCCCGAUUGCUCUGCUUGGCUUCACUUCUGGCGGUUAUCCAAAAUGUGUGGUGAUAGUAUCCCAGCAACAUACUCCGUUUGUAAUGUCUAUCGUGCAGAUUAUCGCCUGUGCUUCACUGCUAACCGGAUCGUUUCUGGUCCCAGCGCUCACCAAAAGACGAUACUUUCGAGCAAUGGCGGAACGUAUUCCUCAUUUAUGCAUUCGUGCUGACAUUGUCAAAUACGAUUUUCAUCGCAUUUGCAAGAGGUGA